This is a messenger RNA of Coniosporium apollinis CBS 100218, 1413 nucleotides long. RefSeq lists its product as uncharacterized. The coding region runs from base 1 to 1413 and encodes 470 amino acids. Gene Ontology annotation, molecular function: oxidoreductase activity, acting on paired donors, with incorporation or reduction of molecular oxygen; monooxygenase activity; iron ion binding. NCBI's taxonomy places the organism in Eukaryota, Fungi, Ascomycota, Dothideomycetes. The record is from RefSeq and is a predicted model, not a curated record. The transcript has 5 exons.
AUGGCAGCUCUACGAGAAUCGGUGGUCCACGAUUACCUCUUUGUUGCUCUUGCAGCAGUGACAAUCCUGUGCUAUGUCAUCGGUGGUGCCAUCUACCGGCUGUACUUUAGCCCUUUGUCUAAGUUUCCUGGGCCGAAACUGGCAGCCAUAACACUCUGGUACGAAUUCUAUUACGACGUGAUCAAGAAAGGGCAGUACACCUUCGAGAUUGGGAGGAUGCACGAGGAAUAUGGCCCGAUUGUUCGGAUAAGCCCUCAUGAGCUACAUAUCAGUGAUCCAGAAUACUACGAAGAGCUCUAUUCUCGAUCUUCUCCGCGAGAUAAAUACCCUUACUACACCAAUCAGUUCGGCAACCCGGAAUCCACUUUCUCGACUGUGCAUCAUCAACAUCACCGGCUCCGUCGCGGCGCCAUGAACCCCUUCUUCUCGAAGCGCAGGAUCGCAGGGUUGGAGGAGAUGAUCUCGUCCAUGGUGGAGAAGCUGUGCAUCCGCAUCGAAGAGUUCCGGCAAUCCGGUCAGCCUAUACCUAUGCGAUUGGCGUACAUGUGCUUGACCACAGACGUGAUCACAAAGUAUUCUAUGGCGCGAUCAUGGGAUCAUCUGGAGUCGCCGGAUUUCUCUCCCAUUUGGUGCGAAACGAUCAAGGCUACGGCAGGAGCAGGGGUCUUCAUGAAGCACUUCCCAUGGCUGUUUCCCGUCGUCAGAGCCUUGCCGGACCGGUUGGUAGCCGCGUUGAAUCCUGGCAUGUUGUUACUUCUCGACUUCCAAAGAUCAAUCGAGCGACAGAUUAAAGAAAUCAUGGACAGAAAAGGCGACGAUGAGCAGCUCUACUUGGUGGAUGGUCAACCGACCAUUUUCCACGAGCUGUUAAACAGCGAUUUGCCACUAUGGGAAAAAAGCUUAGAACGUCUUUGGCAAGAAGGUCAAGUCGUGGUAGGUGCAGGGGCAGACACCACGGCAAACGCGCUCACUGUUACUACAUUUCACCUGCUUGAUAAUCCCGACAAGCUGCAGAGGUUGAAGUCAGAGCUGGAAAUGCUCAUGCCGGAUCUCUGUUCGCCCGUCAAAUUGCGGGAACUGGAACAGCUUCCGUAUAUGUCCGCGGUCUUGUCCGAAGGUCUUAGGCUGUCCUAUGGAGUCAGUUCUCGUCUACAGCGUAUUGCUCCAGCAGAGGAGUUGAAAUUCCACGACUGGACAAUUCCGCCGGGCACUCCUGUAGGCAUGACGUCUGUGCUCAUGCAUCACAAUCCGUCUAUCUUUCCGAAUCCAGACACUUUUCUCCCCGAACGCUGGCUCGAACCAGCGCCGGACAAUCGACCCCUCGAUCGAUACCUCGUCUCGUUUACAAAGGGAUCAAGACAAUGCAUCGGCAUCAAGUGUGUAUUCUUUCUUCCUACCCUGUCCUUGCUGUGA